Molecule: messenger RNA, 2127 nt
Organism: Morus notabilis
Lineage: Eukaryota; Viridiplantae; Streptophyta; Magnoliopsida; Rosales; Moraceae
Product: polyamine oxidase 1
Exons: 10
Coding region: 218-1711 (497 amino acids)
Biological process (GO): polyamine catabolic process
Molecular function (GO): polyamine oxidase activity
Source: RefSeq, a predicted model, not a curated record
CGCUUACGCUUACACUUGCAAAAGCACAACUCCAAAUCUCUCUCUCUCUCUCUCUCUAACCUCUCUACCUGACUAAGACCGAAAGAAAAAACCUAUAUAAACAGACUCCCGCUAUUUCUGCAUCUCUCGCUAAAAAAACCAUACGCAUUUGCGCAAACCUCUCUCUCUCUCUCUCUUCCCCCUCGCUCUCUCUCUCCUCUCUUUCUCCGUAAUUUUCAUGGAUUCCCCCUCUCGCUCCUCCGUCAUCGUCAUCGGCGCCGGCGUCUCCGGUAUAUCGGCAGCGAAAGUGCUGGCGGAGAAGGGAAUAGAGGACUUGCUGAUUCUAGAAGCUUCGGAUCGCAUCGGCGGGAGAAUCCGGAAAGAGAACUUCGGCGGUGUGUCGGUGGAGCUCGGCGCCGGGUGGAUCGCCGGCGUCGGCGGCAAGGAGUCCAAUCCGGUUUGGGAUCUCGCCGCCAAAUCCUCUCUCCGCACCUGCUUCUCCGAUUAUAGUAAUGCUCGCUACAACAUCUACGAUCGAAGCGGGAAGAUAUUCCCGAGUGGAAUCGCCGCCGACUCGUACAAGAGAGCGGUGGAAUCGGCAAUUCAGCAGCUGAGAAUCCAAGAGGCCAAUCCUUGUUCUCGCGACCUCUACAAAGUCUCCGAACCGCCUUCAGCGCCAAAAACGCCAAUAGAGCUCGCCAUUGACUUCAUCCUUCACGAUUUCGAGAUGGCAGAGGUUGAACCCAUAUCGACCUAUGUGGAUUUUGGAGAGCGAGAAUUUCUAGUUGCAGAUGAGAGAGGGUAUGAGCAUUUGCUUUACAAAAUGGCUGAAGAUUUCCUCUUCACCUCCGGGGGUAAAAUCUUGGAUAGCCGCCUCAAACUCAAUAAGGUUGUUCGGGAAUUACAGCACUCGAGAAACGGCGUUACGGUAAUAACGGAGGAUGGUUCUGUCUACGAUGCUGACUACGUUGUUUUGUCUGUUAGCAUUGGCGUUCUCCAAAGCGACCUCAUUUCCUUCAACCCAUCCUUACCCAGAUGGAAAACAGAGGCCAUACAACAAUGUGAUGUGAUGGUGUAUACAAAGAUCUUUCUUAAGUUUCCUUAUAAGUUCUGGCCUUGUGGACCCGGCAAAGAGUUCUUCAUUUAUGCCCAUGAGCGCAGAGGCUACUAUACCUUUUGGCAGCACAUGGAAAACGCUUAUCCAGGGUCAAAUAUCCUGGUGGUGACGUUGACCAACGGUGAAUCAAAGCGUGUGGAGGCUCAACCUGAUGGGGAGACAUUGAAAGAAGCCAUGGAAGUGCUUAGAAAUAUGUUUGGGCCUGAUAUUCCUGAUGCUACUGAUAUACUUGUGCCUCGCUGGUACAACAACAGGUUUCAGCGUGGCAGCUACAGUAACUAUCCUAUUAUCACCAAUGACCAAGAUUUUCAUGAUAUCAAGACGCCGGUGGGACGGAUAUUCUUCACCGGAGAACACACAAGCGAAAGAUUUAGUGGCUAUGUCCAUGGUGGAUACCUUGCCGGUAUUGGCACGGGUAAAGCUUUGCUAGAAGAGAUGGAGAAAGACAAGGAAAGAAAAAGCGAGAGUCAAACAUUUUUGCUAGAACCCUUGUUAGCGUUGACCGGUUCGUUGACUUUGACACAGACAGAUACAGUUUCGGGUCCUCACAAAUGCGAAAUCCCCACACAAUUAUACCUCAGUAGCAACAUUGGCAUCCAAGAAGCGAUAUUAUGACUAGAAGAACCUUUAUACAAUCAUCCUCACCUUGAUGAAGCUGAAAAUAUGAUCACAACGAGAGAUGUCAAGAAGGGCUUGGACAAAAAUUACUUUCAGGCCCUUGGCGCCAUCCAUGAAUUUGAUUGAAGAGGCCAACCAAAUGGGGGAAUAUAAUGUGCGGAAAGAUGCACAUUUUUUUCCCAUGGAGGGCAUAUAUGAUUGUUGCUGGGGGGGUAUAUAUCAAAAUAUCAAUUGGGGCAACGUUUUGGAGGUCGGAAAGGGAAUUAUUUUUGGCAUUAAUUUGAAGAUUGGUUCGUUAUUGCAGGAAUGGAGAUUUAAGGGAGCAAAUUGGGAAUACUAGGGUUCUAAUUGUACUACUUAACACUUCAUAUUAAUAAGUUAAUACAAUUAUAUCAUUUCUUUUGGUGUUAAAA